CAGUGGGUGCAGCACAACCACUCUCCCUCUCUCUCUCUCUCUCUCUCUUUGCACCACACUCAAUUCACGCAACAUAUUAGUGCACUCAAAAUUGCUUCUUCCUCUUCUUCCUCCUCCUCUUCCUCCUUCUUCUCUUCUUCUUCAUCGUCUUUUUCCUUCUCCUCCUUCUCCUCCUCCUCCUCCUCUUCGUUUUUGUUUUCUUCUUCGGUGUUGUGAAAAAUCUUGUUAUUUCUUCUUCUUCUUCUUCUUCUUCUUCUUCUUCUUCUUCUUCUUCUUCUUCUUCUUCUUCUUCUUCUUCUUCUUCUUCUUCCUUGCUUUUAUUCUCUUUCUCUUUCUUUUCUUAGCUUCUUCUCUUCUUCCUUCUUGUUCUUUCUUUUCCUCUUCUUGUUCUUCUUUCUCCUAUUCCUCCUCCUCUUUCCUCCUCCUCCUUCUCGAGCCAUUUUGAGGAAAAGCUUUUGCAAGUGUGACGAAAAUGAAGCAAGAACAGACGAUAAUAAAGAUAAAAACAAAAGAAACAUGAAUACUGGUUUGAGAUGAGCGGGCGUAGCCAGCUAGCGAGCGAGCCUCCACCCACUCUACACCCAAUUAUACAUGGCUCUCCUUAACUAACCCCUGUACUGGUGGAGGGGGUGGAGGAGGGAGCGCAGGGAGUGGAGAGAAAAUUCCCUCCGCCUCGAACUCCACGUGGAGGUGCGGAGGGAGAGGUUCGGAGGAACGGGAGAGAUAAGAGAAGGGAGUAAAGUUGUGAAGAGUGAUAAUGUUUGGUGUAGCAAGAUGGCGACCGACUGGCAACAGCUGAGAGAGGAGCUGCUGACGCCAAACACUCUUGUGCUGCAGCGGCUGUCUGGCGUGGUGGACCUGAUGGAUUCGCUGUCAGAGUCACUGCUGCAGAGUCAGGGAGGCCUCACCUGUCCCUCUUGUAAAGUGACGGUGGAGGCCUCUGGUGGGCGGCUUCGACAGAUGUGCCCUUACUGUGGGAGCUUCUACAACAUGGCGUCGAACACUGAUGUCAGGUUGAGGCGUGGCAGGGAGAUUAGGGUGGAACUGCCGCAUAUUGACGUGGACAGCAGGUCACGAAUAAGCAACAUAGGGAACUUUAUGCUUGGUCGUCUUAGCGGUCUGCUCUUCCAAGACACCACCACCACCACCACCACCACCACCACCACCACUACCCCCAAUGACACCAACAACAACGAUAUGAGUGACAACAGCAACAACAACGAUAAUUCAGUCAUCACCACCAUCGCCAUCACACCCAGCAGUAGUGACAGCAGCAGCAGCAGUAGUAGCAGCAGUAGUAGUAGCUGUAGGAGUAGCGGCAGUGAGGAGGGGCGUCUGGGUUUGCUGAGGAUGGGAGACACCACAGGACCUUACAGGAUUGGGUCUGGGAGUUCCUUGCCUCCUAUUCGCCAACAAGAGGUGCACAGUCGCCGCAACAGCCUCGUCUCGGUGUCCAGGAGGGGUUCGGGGAGCCUCAGAUCAGCUAGGAGUGAAGAACGCUUGUCUACGAGAAAUGAUAACGCGAGCACCACUAGUCAGCGACCUGUGUACCCCGCCAGAACCACGAGACGAGAGGAAUUCAUGCAGGAGGUGAGGAAGACGAAGGAAAGUAAACAGUACGGAGAAAUGAAGAAGUUUUAUUUUGAUACUUUUGAGUCUUACGCCAGCAUCUGUGCCACGUUUAAGCGUGAUCCGGACCAAGACGGCGCAAGAGCGGACGACCCAGGCAUAAAAAUGGAACUUGUUUACACUGUUCAUGACUCUAUACGCGAGAUGCCUUCAGUAGUUCACAAGCACUUCCUGAAAGCAGUCAUCAACUCACUGCUACAGGAGAGACCCCACCUCUUCAGCAAGGACCGUGUGAGGGCGCUGUUUGUCAUCCUGCAAACUCCAGUCUUCCUCACGCAGUCUUCAUAUACAGUCCUUGCCCACGUUCUGAGAAACAUUACAGCGCUGACCAACGGAGACCACCAGCUGCUUGUGUCGUGGUUCAGAGUGCUGGAGGUGUCCCGGCUGAGGAUGCUUGUGGGAAUCAUCAUUCAGUUCAUAACGGUGAGACAGUUCCCGCCACCUGACCGCUCCCUGCCGCCCCUCAGCAAAAGUAAAUGGUGGAUCCCUACCGCCACACGUGUGCUCGCCAUCCUGUAUGCCAGCAACACGUCGGGGCAGCCUCCCUUGCUCCACUACACUGAAUUUUACAACCACGCCCUUGACCACCUGGACCUGAUGGGAGAAUACAAGCUAUGGCAAGUCCCAGACAAGCCUGACUCCUUCUCCUUCUGCCAGUAUCCUUUCAUUCUGUCCAUUGUGGCUAAGAGACACAUCCUGACGAAGGACGCAGAGCAGCAGAUGAUCCUGACGGCGCGGCGCUCUCUCGUGGCCAAGGUUGCACGCCACCAGCCACCACAGAUUGAUAUUUUCUUCCUUAACAUCCAAGUGAGAAGGAAUUACUUGGUGGAGGACUCUCUGAAGGAGAUCGCAACGAAGAAGAGGGAUCUGAAGAAGAAGCUGAAGGUGACAUUCGAGGGAGAACCUGGGCUGGACAUGGGGGGCCUGACAAAAGAGUGGUUUAUGCUUCUCAUUAAACAGAUAUUCAAGCCUGAGAAUAAGAUGUUUGUUUAUCACCCCACCAAGAGGCUGUACUGGUUCUCAAUGAGUCAAGAGGGUAACCUUCGUGAAUAUAACCUUAUAGGAGUCCUCAUGGGGCUGGCUGUGUACAAUUCCAUCAUUCUAGAUAUUCACUUCCCUGCCAUCUGUUAUAGGAAGCUGCUUAGUCCCCCCGUGGUCCCAGCGUACGAACACGUGGCGGUGGGCGUGGCUAAAGUACCCUCCUUAGAUGACUUCGGGGAGAUUAUGCCGGAGGUCGCCCACGGACUUCAGGAGCUUCUAAAAUACGAGGGGGAUGUAGAAGAAGAUAUGUGUUUGACUUUCCAGGUGUCCCUAGAGGAGUUUGGCUUGCCCCGCACUUUCAAUCUAAAGGAGCAAGGGGACUGUCUGCCGGUCACCAAUGAGAACAGGGAGGAGUUUGUAAGACUGUACCUAGACUGGAUACUGAACACCGCCAUCUAUGAGCAGUUCAGGGCGUUUUAUCUGGGUUUCCACACAGUUUGCGCCUCCAAUGCCCUUAUUAUGCUGCGGCCGGAGGAGGUGGAGAUGCUGGUGUGCGGAUCGCCUCGCCUGGAUCUUAACGAGCUACGGAAAGUGGUAGAUUAUGAUGGAUACACGCCUGACCACCCGACCAUUAAGUGGUUCUGGGAGGUGGUGAGCGAGAUGCCGGUGGGGCAGCAGAAGCUCUUCCUGCUGUUCACCACGGGCAGCGACAGGAUCCCCGUGGGCGGAAUGGGGGAGAUGAUGUUUAAGAUAUCCUGUUGGAAGGGUUACACUCACAUGCUGCCCCAGGCCCACACGUGCUUCAACCAGCUCGUCCUGCCGCCCUACACGUCCAAGGAGGUGCUCAAGAAUAAAUUGUACAUUGCUCUGGCUAAUGCUGAAGGAUUUGGCCUGGAGUAGCGAGAGAGGGAGAAGGAGACGCACGGAGACACAGAAGCAGGCAGAAGGAGAAGCAGUGAGUUUUUUUAUUUUCCGUUUUCUUUCAGUAUUUUUAAUUUUUUUUUAGUUUCUCUUGUUUUCUUUCCGUUUUCUUUGAUCAUUAUAUAUAUGUUUUUUUUAGUAUUAUUUUGUAUUCGUUUCCGUUUUCUUUCAGUAUUUCUUAUUUUUUUUCUGAUUUCUUUCCUCUUUUCAUUGUUCUUUUAAGUUUGUUUUUGUUUUGUUUAUUUUUGCUUCUCUUUCUUUCGUCUUUUUAUUGGUUGUUUUGUUUUGGUUAGUUUUUCUUUAUUUUCUCUCAGCAAUUCAUUUUUUUUCUUUUUUCUUUGAUAUUUUCGUAUAUUUUGCUUUAGUAUAGUAGUAGUAGUAGUAGUAAUAGUAAUAAUAGUAGUUUUAUUGAUUUAUUAAGUGCCUCGUGAUUAUUGUUUUCUUACUUUUCAUUUUCUUCCUUUUGUUUUAUUAUAUAUUUCGUUAAGUUUUUGACUCAUUUCCACGUAUUUACUGAAAGAAAGAGCGAGAACCUUUCCGUCCAUCGUGGCCUUACAGAAAACGAAAGAAAGAAAAUCUACAAGUCUCCCUUAAAAAAUACGAAAGAAAACUAAACAUUUACUCCUUAUGGGAAAUUCAGGGGCAAAUAAAAUAUGAAAGUGUUCCUUAAAAAACGAUACGAAAGAAAACCGACUUGCCUCAUUUUUUAUGGGAGACUCAUGGAAAAGUAAACAUGUGUGGAAUUCUGCAGUAAUAUUCUUUCUCUCGUUUCUGAACAUUGAGUGACCGAGAGAAAGAGAGAAAACGGAUUCCUGUGGGAUUUCUUUUUAUGGGAGACUUAAUAAAUAUGAGACUUUCAGUGUGGUGGGGUGAAAAAAGUUUGCUGGUGGUUAGAAUAAUAGAUAAUGAUUAAUUGAUUUUGAUGACUGAUUGAUGAAGUGUGGGAAGAAAGGGAGGAAGGGGAGGAAGUAAAAAAAAGUGAUGAAAGGGAGGGAAGAAGGGAAGGCAGGAAUGUGAUGAAGUAGAAAAGUAAUGAAUUUUGAGAGGAACUCGUGUGUGAUAAAAAUGUUAAAUAGAGAAUGAAAAAAAAAAAAAAGAAAACUAAGACGAAUGAAAUAAAAGGUUGAAAAUAGACACAGUGGUUAUUAAAAAAAAAAAAGAAAGAAAGAGAGAGAGAAGGAACAGAAGAAAAAGAGGACAGUAAAUAAAAUAAGUAGUGAAUGACUGCUAAAAGUUAUUGAUAAACGAAAAAAAAGGAAAGAAAAAGAAACUUAAUUUAUAUAUAUAAAAAAUAAAAUAAGACAGAUCACAAUGAAAACAAUAAAAAAAAGAAAGAGAAAGAGAAAACAAACAAAAAAAAAGAAACACAAAUAUCUAUAGGAAAGAAAAGUUACAGGAAAGGAAAGAAGAAAUGGAAGAAAAAUGAAAUAAACAAGAAAAAAAGAAGGAAUGAAACUUUUUGACUUUCCACAAUAAAGAAGAAAAACGAGAGAGAGAGAGAGAGAGAGAGAGAGAGAGAGAGAGAGAGAGAGAGAGAGAGAGAGAGAGAGAGAGAGAGAGAA
Messenger RNA from Scylla paramamosain (green mud crab), 5093 nucleotides. Its product is annotated as probable E3 ubiquitin-protein ligase HECTD2. The coding region runs from base 775 to 3510 and encodes 911 amino acids. Gene Ontology annotation, molecular function: ubiquitin protein ligase activity. The record is from RefSeq and is a predicted model, not a curated record. Gene Ontology annotation, biological process: ubiquitin-dependent protein catabolic process; protein polyubiquitination. The transcript has 19 exons. NCBI's taxonomy places the organism in Eukaryota, Metazoa, Arthropoda, Malacostraca, Decapoda, Portunidae.